GGCAACAUGAUAGUAAACAACAAAAGAAAAAGUGUUUAGAGCGUGUGAUUAUGUAAUUUUUCUGUAAGCGUGUUCACGCGUCUUCGCAUGGAUUAAAACAAGUAUAAAGCUCAACCAGGCCGCUUCAGUUAGGCUAUUGUACGUAGUGCGUUUCUGACGGUAUACAAUUCGACUGGCAAAAUGAAAUUCGCUGUUUUGGUGUUUUUUACCUUGUUUAUCUGGGGUGAUGCCUUCUGGUUUAAGACAGUGCCUUCUCUCAGUGUGGACAAGUACCUCGGGCGUUGGUACCAGGUAUGUUUCAAAAAUAGUUCAGUACGCUAGGCUAUUUUUCCUUUAUAUUCUGUCCAUGUCUUCCAAUUAGCCAUUGGCUACGUGAAAUAUAAUUGGAACUUCUGAGUCUAGUAUGAACGAAAUCUUGUGAUGUAACUAAUUCAAAUGAAAUCUGAACUCUAAUCAAAACAAUCUUUACAUGGUCAAACCGCUUUUUACGUUCAUUGUUUGAUUCUUGAUCUUUUUUGAAUUUGCACAAUUCAAUCUGCUAACCCUGAAAGGUCUAGUUUCAUUGAGAACGAUCAUCAUCUUCGUUUCAGUUAUUCUCUGUCUUUCCCAACGGUGAGAAUUUGUGAUCUUUUAGUGCAAAUGUUUGUCUGUAAUUGGGAUCAUUGAAAUUCCUAGAAGACUGAAUACACAUCUCAUUUGCAAAAAAUAAGAAAACCAGUCCUCUUUUUCAAGCUGAGCUCUUAAGUUUAUCUUCACCUUUCCAUCUAAUAUCCAGUUCGUUACGUUGCUUAUUGCUGUUAGCGAUCAUGUUUGAUAUAUCAUUUGUUUAUUUCGUUUUUUAACUCAUGAUUUGAACAGAUGUACGCCAGCCCCUUCGUGGUGAACACCUUUGAACGCGACGGAGUCUGCGUAACAGCUGAUUGUGAGUGCAUAAUGAAAAGAUUUAGCCAGGGCUAAAAGCAAUUCUCUCGUUAAUAUUUAUAAUUUACUCAAACAAAAUAUAAAAUAGUGUAAUGCUAAGCGACGACGACAGUGAAAACGGCCAAAAAAAAUUAGCAGGUCUAAUUAGCAAAAAAACAACUUUCCACGUGCAGCGCACUUUUUUGUACAUUUCUUUGCCAUUGUUUUGGAGGAAUACAACGUGAAACUUCCGGCAACUUCCUAGUUACACUUUGUGACCUCCUAGUUACACGUAACUUCCCCUGAGCUACACAUUGUGACCAACUCAAUAAAAUGAAAAUCUAUAGCUGGACUAGCAAUGCACGCAUGCGUACGUAUCAUUAUGGUUUUUUUUUUUUUCAGAUACCCAACGAGAAGAUGGCAAGAUCGGUGUGCUGAACAGUCAACGACUUAAAACAGAAACUGGUGUCGGAAAGAACAUAACAGGGUAUGCCUACAUACCUGAUACCAAACAACCGGGGAAGUUGAAAGUUCGUCUUCAGGGUGGAGUUCCAUUCGCUGCUCCUUGUAAGUGAUUAGCUAGUAAUUAACAUGUUGUUAAAAGUUGGAACCACCUUCAAGGAGGGUCCGAAACAGUAGGGCAAGAGCUGCUUCUUAUAAUCCGCAACGUGUGGAAAAAAUUGGAGCAAUCUUGAACAGACGAACUAAGCGCCGUUUGAGGGUUCUUGCGUGUCCGCAUAACUGAUAGAACACCUUAUAACUGAUUUUGUUCUUUAGCAAAGAUCCAAAACUUUCAAGCACGCUGAAUGUUAUGUAUUUCAUACAAGGGAACGUGUUUUAUUGGGUAUUGAAACACCAAGAAAUGAGUCGAAAAAAGAGGCACACUAACUAAAAAUUUGAGGAACGUACUUUAAGGUGACUCAUAAUCAAAUUCAGUGAAACAAGAAUCAAAGGUUGUCUAGAGUCUUAUUAACAAGCCAUUCAGGAGUGACGGGAGAUCUUCCGGAAUUUACAACUACAGAGCUGAGUUAACUACUUAUGUUUUUGUUCCAUUUAUGUUCUUGGAAAUGUCAAUUGUCCUUCAUGAUUCAAAAAAAUAACUUCCCAGUCCGAUAACACGAACUAACGGUUUUCUCCAUAACAUUUAAUUAAUCGAUUUUGAUUGUUUUUCUCAACAGACUGGGUUGUGAAGCUGGGGCCCCCGUCGUUCGGCAACAAGGGUCUGUACCAGUACUCCAUUGUCACGGACCCCUUGAAAAUCGGUUUGUACGUGCUGGCAAGAGAUGUGGACAACUUUAAAAGCCAAUACGACAAGGAAGUCACAAGCUGGCUAGCAGAAAAUGGCUUUAAACACUUUUACAACAAACCUGUUCCAACCGUCCAAAACAAGAAAUGCCUGUACCCAGCCUAAAAUUAUCAAUCGCCCCGAAAAUUCCUUGAUUUACGAUUAUGAGAAGUUAGCAGAUUAAAGCGAUAAUAGUUCCAGUUCAAAAGUGGCUGUUGUUUGAUUGUCGAGCAACUAGCCAGAUUAAUAAUGUCGAAUCUUGAUUUUUCUCCCGUAGAAAGACUGUAAG
Messenger RNA from Porites lobata, 2474 nucleotides. NCBI's taxonomy places the organism in Eukaryota, Metazoa, Cnidaria, Anthozoa, Scleractinia, Poritidae. The record is from the annotation of a GenBank genome assembly.